CCUUCACCGUCCUCUACUCUCCACACUGUCCUCAGGCAUACCUGAGCCACCGCUGCAGAAACACUGGAUCCCACUCCUCCUCCUCCACGAGCAAACGCAUCCGCACGCUCUCUCUCUCUCUUGCACACACACAGUUUUUCACCUGGAGAGAGCAGGCGCAAGGGACAACAUGUGCAGCAGCAGUCUGUCCUCACAUCCAGCACUGCCUUUCUGAGUUGCCUCUUUCGGGAGAGUGGAAGUGGGGUGGGGGGGUGGGGACGACUCUGAUUCUUUUGGAGCCGUUGUUGUCUCUCGGCAAAAGUAGGAGAGACUCGGGCAGUGGGGGAACACCUGCCAACCCCAGGGGACACCAAAGGAGACACAAACACACACAGCAUGAUUCUGGGAGGCAUUAAUCGGGCAGGGGCAGCAGUGCCGACGUUCCUGCGGACCCCCACGGUGAUCCAGCCCCACCUGGACAUGAAGCCCUUCCUACAGUUUCCUAUGGAAAGUCCGCCGCCUCCGCACAGCAUGAGUCUCUUCCACAACUUCAACACCAUGGACCCAGUCCAGAAGGCCGUGAUAAACCACACCUUCGGAGUGCCUCUGGUCAAGACCAAGCGGCCGGUCAUCUCCUGCAAUGUAUGCCAGAUCCGCUUCAACUCAGAGAGCCAAGCAGAGGCCCAUUAUAAGGGGAACCGCCACGCCAGGAGAGUUAAGGGCAUUGAGACGUCCAAGAGUCGCCCUCAGGAGGGGGACAAGCCUCAUGCCCUACCCCAGACCUCACCACCAUCUCCACCUGGAGCCCCUGGCCCUGCCCAUGACUGUGAGCCAGGCAAAGCAGAUGAAACAAGACCUCUGCCACAGUUAAACGAGACCCUUCUGGCUCCGGGGCCCCUUCCUUCACUACCCACACCACCCACCCCACCCAUGGAUUCCCCUCUGACAUCAGUGUGCCCACUUCUUCCAACCCAGACUCCUCCCCUUAUGCCCCCCACCUCCUCCUCCCCCAGCUGCGGUAGUGCCAGCUCGGACCAGCCUGGAUCUGGACCACCAGCUUCGGGAGUCGCAGGCGCAACGGCCUCCGGCAGCCCGUCCAACCCAGAGACGGAGGAGGAUAAGGCCAAAAAGCUCCUGUACUGCUCACUGUGCAAGGUGGCUGUCAAUUCCCUUUCGCAGCUGGAGGCCCACAACAAAGGUACUAAACACAAAACUAUCCUGGAGGCACGAAGCGGGCUUGGUCCUAUCAAAGCAUACCCUCGCCUAGGCCCAAAGCCUAGUGGAGAGCAGGGAGGGGGGCCGGUGGACCCCAACACUCAGGAACGAACCUUCCACUGUGAGAUCUGCAACGUGCGGGUGAACUCUGAACUGCAACUCAAACAGCACAUAUCAAGCCGGCGGCACCGAGACGGCAUGGCAGGAAAGCCUAACCCCCUCCUCAGCCGACAUAAGAAGCACAGGGGCGCGGAUCUGACGUCUUCUUUGACCUUCUCCAAGGAUCUCACCAAAGCUUUGGGUGCAGGGCUGUUGCCAAGCCCGCUGGCCGUCGCCGCAGCUAUGGCCGCUGCUGCAUCCUCGAACCCGUUGGCUCUCCGCGCAGCUGCCCCCGGCCAUCACCCGCACCCCCACCACCACCACCACCUCUUGCAAGGCCCGCCUCUCAGCCACGCCAUCUUGAGACCCGCCCCUGGGCCCAUUCGCACCACCCAUGGGCCAAUCCUCUUCUCUCCUUACUGACACAUCACCCUGUGACUUCAUCCAGUCAAAAACAUCCACUCCAAAAGCACACUGUGAAGCUAGAGAAAAAAAAAAAGACCAACAAACAGCAAUUGAUAAGGGGGGAAGCAUCAAGUAGUUUAAAUAUCUGAUAGAAUAGUAAGGGAAAGGAACAGUGGGAAGGAGUACAAGCAUUAAGUGUCUCUUUUUCCCUUUACCUGAAACUCUCCACUCACUCGUCCUCUUUUUCAAAGGACUUCUGACGGCUCUGUAAAAGGAACGAGUGAAGGAAAGGAUUCAUUAUGCAUCGUACUCUCUUGUACAUUUCCCAUUUUCCCUAGUCCUUCCCUUGCACUGUGGCCAAAAUGCGGCCACCUCAGUUUAGAAAAAAACAAAAAGAAAAACUACACAGACUGCGCAGAUCUUUCUGGAAAUGUCAAACCACGCAUAGUGUUACAUUAUUCCGGGACAGGAGGGGGAUGUUUCUCCUGUUAUCACAGCUCGACUUCUUGUCAUCCUAUGCACCUCAAAAAAAACUGGACAAUAAUGUUACGUCAGUAGGGUAGCCGCUUCCUUCGGUCUUUGCUGUAUCUGCCACACGUAGCUGUGGCGCUCUCCACAAAAACUGUACACGUUCUGCUCUGCAGCCAGUAGCUCUUCCAUUUGUGACACUAGGUCCUCACUAGAUGCAACACGACGUUGUUUGACAGCCAGGUGGUCCUUGCACCCAAACACGUCAGACGGAGAAGGUCAGGAGAGCUGAGGAGGGACUGUAGGGGAUUGCACUCUAACCUCCCGUCAUUGCCCGAGAAGGUGAGGUGAGAGGAGGGUUGGCGCGGGUUAGUGGACGGAUUAACCACAGGAAGCAUGCAGAUACACACACACACACACACACACACGCACUUAUAGUCCAGAACAAAUCUGCGUUUUAAAAUAGAUUGCAACAACUAACACGGCUGCAGGGCACGUCUGCCAGCUUUCAUACCAGUCAGAGAAAGACCUCAAAGAAGGCAAAAGGGGAGGGUGGACACAGCGGGAGUCAAGCUUAUGAACGUACUGUACUGCUGUACUCAACACAUGGCAGUCCUCUACGACUGCGGUUUAGUUCAAGGAAAGUAUGUUCUACAGUAUUAUGGUAUACGAUACUGAAAAGAGCAUAGGUUAUAUUUGGUAAAUUCUGUUUUUUUUCUGUUUACACCAUUUAGAAAGUUGAAAUCCUCACAUUGCCAUGCUCCUUUCUCUCAGGUUGAAUUACUGUGUAGGUGGGCAGGUACGACUUAAAGCUGACCCUCUGUUCUGAUGUAUUCAUGUUGUUCCUGCAUGCGUCCUUGCAAUGAGGCUCUUCAGGGACAAGCGUUAGCAUCACUAUGUUGAACCCUUUCAUUCCUGCAAAGUCCUCCUCCUCCUCCUCCUCACCUGGCUGAUAUCCAAAGGUUUCUUCAUUCGGGUCAGCAAAAAAAAAAAAAAAAAAGAAAGAAAACUACGUCUGACAACUUGCAGACCAAUAACCUGAGAUCGAACCGGAUGAAAAGCAUUCAUUCUUAGUUUAAAACAGAUCUUGAGCUGGAGUGAUAGCCGAGCCAGAAGCCAAGAGAAGGCGCCGAGAAGCAGAAGCCGUGACGUCCAGCUUGAGGCAACUAUUGAUACUUCCUGAUUAACAAGUGAAAGCCAUGACACGCACCCUGAUUCACUUUCUUUUACAAAGACUGGUGUGCACUUCGUUAUAUCUCAGUGUGGACUGUUACUUUAUGUUUAUGCCGCACAUACAAAAAUGAGCAUUAUAAAAUUAAAAUAAACAUAUAAUAUUUUUGUAGGUAGGAAAUGUUAAUCAAUUGAUCCAUGAAAGGAACUGAAGAAAGGGGUUGCAAUAAUUUUGGUUUCACAAACACGCCUGAAACACUCGGGCACUCUAUUUGUACUCGGAAAUUGGACUUUCUGACUUGUAUCUCAUAAUUUUUAAUUAGCUAUAAUUAUAAGAUAGUAUCUCACAAUUCUGACGGAUCUCAUAAUCUCAAGACACCAAUCCUCUCCCCCCCCCAUCACAAUGUUGGAAUCAGGCUUCAAUAAAAACGCAUCUGGAAUAUCCUCUGUAGUCGGCUUUCCACAUGGGACGGUUGGCCCAGCCCCAAGUUCAAUAUAAAAUAUAGCUUUAGUGCAAAUAUGGCUUAGUGAAAGUUGGAGGUGUAAAUCACUCAUUUGCGAAACCUGAAAUAAAUGAGUUACCCCAUAGCAAUUUAUUGUUGAGUAAAAAUACAAGAGAUGAUGUUGCUAUUCAUCUAAAUAGGAAAAAGAAAAAGACGAAAGACGUCCACAUAAAGAUGUCUUUUGAUGUGCAAAUGUGGGUUCAGCUUAAUCAAAUAAGUUUACGAAGCCUGGCUAUCAACAUCUUUGCUUAGGCUGAAAUUGAACGGGAUUUUCAACAUGUAAAAAAAUUAUAAUCAUGAAACAGGUAAAAAAAAAAAAAAGUCCAUAGAUAUUCAGUGUUUAAAGAGUUUUAGCGAUGGUCUAUAGAGCGUAACUAUGCAUACCAUUUAGAGUGCUCCAUUAAGGACAAAAAUCAAUGCCAUAAAGUGAUAACUUUUAUCUGUAUCGUUCAGUAGCAGCAGUUUACACUUUGGAUAUGUAGUCUCCUGACAUGUGUGGCUUUUUUAAGCAUAAACAAAUAGCUUGGCUGUUCAACUGUUGUGCUCUGCCGGAACGAUUGCACCUCCAACAAUAAAUGGAUCCAGUGAAUCAAAAAUACUGCUGCAAGCCGCAAUUCCUGCGAUGACCAUUUUGAUCUAUCGCCGUAUCUGGCUGGUGUUCAAACUUUUAACUGCAGCAUGCCCAACUCGGGUAUUACAUUAUACCCAGAUCAGAGCUCUGACUUCCGAGACAACUGGAAUGCAGAAUUAGAAACAGGCGACACCAGAUGAUGAGCCAAAAAAAAAAAAUGCUAGCUAAGCAACAGCAGCCCUCUUUUGCUCGACAGCUUGAAACGAUAACCCCUUUUUUCAAACGAGAUGUACACUGUGCCCUAUCAUUGAGAAACAAUGAGCUCUAAUGUCUUACCUUUGUCUGAAUAUUGCAAUGCAAUGAGCAAUUUUUAUCAAAGUGACUUAUCAUUGUGACAUUGUUGUCUGGAGUCGUUUAAAGCGGGAGCAUGCCAGCUGACAGACUUUUCUUUUUCUUCCAUGAGGAGUAUGGGCCCUCACGGGUACUGAGGGCGCUGUAGCAAAAGACAGAUGCAUAGCUCGGCACAGGGACUGACCCUUCAUAUUAAAGGGCCUUUAAACUACGGGGAUCUCUGUUUGGGGAACAGGGUAAAGCACCAGAUAUCCAAGGUUUAUGGCUUGAUGAUCUGUUUAACAGGUUAUGGUUUUUUUUAUUAUUAUUUGGAUUCCCUGACUUACAUAUUAUCUUUUUUUCUGUUUGUGAGUAGCCUAUCCAAGUGAAAAUCCAGAAAAACAGUAUCAAUGCCAUUACUUAAAGAAGAAACUAAAUCAGUGUCAGCUUCCACCAUUGUGCUCUUUUUGUUGUGGAAAGUAAUCUUCGCGUUCAUUUUGUGAGUGAGAUGCUGUUCCAGGAUUUGUCUUUGCCUUCCUGUUGGUGUGUGUACCAUGUAUAUUCUAGUGUGUGAUGGGAUCUGCUCACUCCUUAACCUCCACUGGCUGCAGACGGAGGCAACCUGGAGCUAAAAAAGGGGCCAUGACUUGGUGACGGAGACAAAAAAAAUCCUGUUUGGUUUGGUUCGAGAAAGAUUGACGGAUCAGAAAACAUUGUGUUAAUGAGCUGAUCGAUAACUCAGCCUUAUCAAAGUGUUAGCAUCCCUGCUAGGUCAGUAAUUCUAGUAGCAUGACUAAAAUGUUCAAAUUGUCCUAGAUAUGUUCACAAAGUGGAAACAGCCAUCAAGUCAUCCUCAUUAUUCACAUUGGGGGAAUUAAAUAUCCAGUUCCCAUUUCCUGGACUACAUGUUAGCUGAUGUUUAGGCUCCUAGCCUUAGCCUUAUCUGCCCUCAGUCUCUCUCUGAGCAGAAACAGGGAAAGAGAGAGACCGAGAGGCUUUGGUGUAUUUCUGUCUUGCCAAUAAAAUUAUUUUUGAACUUCAUUAUCAGAGGGAUAAAGAGUUUGUAUGGCGAACUGCAGCAAUACCUGACUCAUUCUGGCUACUCUUGUUUAUUGCAAUAAGAAAAUGAAACAAUAAAUGUGUAUGUGAGUAAAACAUAAAUGUAAUUUAAAUAAAAAAAAAGAAACUUUAUGGAAAAUAUUGAUAUCAAGCAAAACCAUUGUGAAAAAAGUAAACGUCAAUAAAUCAUGAAAUGACA
Fundulus heteroclitus (mummichog) is the source of this 5998-nucleotide messenger RNA. It is a transcript of the gene znf385a, whose product is annotated as zinc finger protein 385A. Gene Ontology annotation, molecular function: nucleic acid binding; zinc ion binding. NCBI's taxonomy places the organism in Eukaryota, Metazoa, Chordata, Actinopteri, Cyprinodontiformes, Fundulidae. The coding region runs from base 376 to 1716 and encodes 446 amino acids. Gene Ontology annotation, cellular component: nucleus. The record is from RefSeq and is a predicted model, not a curated record. The transcript is spliced from 8 exons.